GGACAAGGAAGACACUCUGCCGGGCAGACAGACUGUGCGCACUGUUGAUCUCCAAACACUGAUAGUUUGUCGGGGUUUGAAAUUCAGAAAUUCGCAGGAAGACUUCUGGUUGUUGGCUUCUCUUUCCAGGCCGGUUCCAAACCAAAAGACUAUUCUUUAUCGUAGGACAAGAGAGAGGACACAGCAUGCUGUCGUCCCUGAAGACUCUGCUGCUGCUCUCCGUCCUGUGCGCACCGACCUCCAGCCUGUGCCUGCGUCUCUACCAGAGCGGCUCCGACCUUCUGUGCAACGACCACAUGGCUCUGGGGGCUCGAAGUGAGGAGAGCGAGCCGGGCUACUCCCCUGUGGAUGCCUGGGCUUCCCUCCUGCAGUCCGCGGACUAUCUCUCCUCAUCCACCUCCUCGUCCUCUGCAGAGUCCAGUCGGGAAAAAAGGACUUCAAGUCCCGCAAACUAUCGCUUCAUGAGUCGGACGAAGCUCAGAGGGCAGAUGCUGCGCAACAACAUCAAAGGGGACCGGAGGAGCAGACUGACCCUGUCCCUGGAUGUCCCAACCAACAUCAUGAAUGUCCUCUUUGACGUGGCCAAAGCCAAGAACCUGCGCGCAAAAGCGGCGGAGAACGCGCGGCUCCUGGCGCAGAUUGGACGGAGGAAAUGAGAAAACGCGGAGAAACUUUGACUCGGCAGAGGGCAGUGACUCAAUGUAAUCAAUAACUUUUUGUCUCCUCGAAUAACCAACAACUUGUUUAUCUAGGGGAACAUUAAAAUAUCCACGCUAACAGGUGAAAUCAUAACUGCAGUGAUCUCAAUGUUUGUGAAUUAACAUCGUCUUUGUUGUACAAAUCAAAGCACAGCGAGAAACCUGUCAGAUAUUUAACUUGAUGAAACGGCGUUAAAGAAGGCUAAAUUUAGUUCUAAAAUACAUCAAAGUGAACAUUUGAUAUAGACUGAAGUAUUUAUUUAUUUAUUUGCUUAUGAUAACGCUUAAUUGGCCUAAAUUACUUUUGAUUUUAAAUAUUUUUUAAUAAACAUGAAAAAUUCUUAGUUUUGCAGUUGUGAGAAGCACUAUUUUAUAUGGUGCUAUAUAAGUAAGGUCACGUGAUUAGCUUGGUUAUAUGGUCUUAAUUCCAGAAAGAAAUAAUAUAUCGAUUGUUUUUCGUUUCCUUUUACCUUUGCGCACUAAUGUCUGCAAAGUAAGUUAGAAAAAUAUUGAGAUAUGUAGGAUUUUUGCCCAUAUUUAGAUUUGGAGUUUUUAGGACGAGCAUGAAUGUCGUUGCUGUUUUUUUGUGUGUAUUGUUUUCCUUUACUCAAAUUUCCCACGAAACAGUAGCACAAACAACUCGCUGACAAUAAAAUACUGUACAAAUCAUCUGCAGAGAUCAUGAAUACAGUAAAAUGCAAAUGCAUGUGAAUGUAUGUUGUCAUCAGAUGUUUCUUAUUUUUCUACUUUCCAAUAAAGGAUUAUUUUUCCUGAAAUAAAGCAGAUGUAACAACAUACAA
Molecule: messenger RNA, 1498 nt
Organism: Gambusia affinis (western mosquitofish)
Lineage: Eukaryota; Metazoa; Chordata; Actinopteri; Cyprinodontiformes; Poeciliidae
Gene: ucn3l
Product: urocortin 3, like
Exons: 2
Coding region: 186-656 (156 amino acids)
Biological process (GO): hormone-mediated signaling pathway; adenylate cyclase-activating G protein-coupled receptor signaling pathway; digestion
Cellular component (GO): extracellular region
Molecular function (GO): hormone activity; corticotropin-releasing hormone receptor 2 binding
Source: RefSeq, a predicted model, not a curated record